UUCAUUUCAUUUCCGAAACAAAAAGAUAAAUAAAACCGUGAAAAGUUCAAAGUUGAAACCCUAAGCGGCGGGAAAAAUCGAAGCAUUUCUAGCGGGAAGCAAUAAUUAGAGCAACAAAAUAACACUAUUUCUAAUUCCCUCACUUCAUUGUUUCACAAAUCUCUCCCUCUCUCUCUCUCUCUCUCUCUCUCUCUCUCUCUCUCUCUCUAGGGUUUCACGAUGUUCUCCAAUUCCCAAUUCGAUUCCUCCAACGCCUUCUCCGGCGGCGGAUUCAUGUCCUCGCAACCCAACGAUUCUUCUCCGGCACCGACUAAAAGUCGCGAUUCUCAGGGUUUGAUUCCGGUUACGGUGAAGCAGAUAAGUGAAGCUUCUCAUUCUGGAGAUGAAAAAUCCAAUUUCUCAAUUAACGGUGUAGAUCUGACUAAUGUUACAUUGGUUGGAAUGGUGUAUGAGAAAACAGAGAGGAACACGGAUGUUAAUUUUGUUUUGGAUGAUGGAACUGGACGGAUCAAAUGCCGAAGAUGGGUAAAUGAUACUUUUGACUCAAAGGAAAUGGAAGAAGUACUGAAUGGCAUGUAUGUUCGUGUUUAUGGGUCCUUGAAAAGCUUUCAAGGUGUAAGGCAACUUGUAGCCUUCUCUGUCAGGCCCGUGACAAAUUUUGAUGAGAUCCCGUUUCACUUUAUUGACUGCAUACAUAACCACCUCCGCAGCAAACUAAAGAUAGAAGGAAUCACUUCUGCACUUCCUUCAUCAAACUCGUCUAUGAAUACUCCUGUCAGAAAUGUCUCAAAUGGAUCUCAGGCACCAUCAUCAAAUCCGGGAUAUGUACAAUAUAGCACUGAUGGACUCAAGGAUAUUGAUAAAUUGGUCCUUAACUAUCUGGAGAAGCAUUCACACAUAGAGACGGGAGUACAUGUUGAUGAGUUAUCAAGAGAGCUCAAGCUUCCAUUGGACAAGAUCAUGUUGUUGCUGAAGACUCCUUUAGAGGAAGGUGUGAUUUACUCCACCAUAGAUGAUUCCCACUACAAACUUGCUUGAUAUUUUGUCAUCUAAAGCAUAUAGCCGAGGCUCGGGCUAGACUGGGACAAGAACCACCGCUGAUAUUGAUGUUGGUCUGUUUUGGUUCAUAGGUUGAUGUAGAUAUUUUCUGGAUCAAUUAAUCUUUUACCAUGUUGUUUUUUUUGACGAUCUAUUACUACAUAUGCUUAGAAACCGUAUUAUGUUUUUUGACUAAAUUACCGAACACUUUAAAUGAUCUCACGUCUGAAUUUAACAUCUA
Medicago truncatula (barrel medic) is the source of this 1279-nucleotide messenger RNA. Its product is annotated as replication protein A 32 kDa subunit A. Gene Ontology annotation, biological process: DNA replication; double-strand break repair via homologous recombination; nucleotide-excision repair. Bases 220 to 1038 code for a protein of 272 amino acids. Gene Ontology annotation, cellular component: DNA replication factor A complex; chromosome, telomeric region; site of double-strand break. Lineage: Eukaryota; Viridiplantae; Streptophyta; Magnoliopsida; Fabales; Fabaceae. The transcript has 10 exons. The record is from RefSeq and is a predicted model, not a curated record. Gene Ontology annotation, molecular function: single-stranded DNA binding.